Siniperca chuatsi (mandarin fish) is the source of this 2770-nucleotide messenger RNA. RefSeq names its product immunoglobulin-like domain-containing receptor 2. Gene Ontology annotation, cellular component: membrane. Bases 314 to 2188 code for a protein of 624 amino acids. The transcript has 10 exons. Lineage: Eukaryota; Metazoa; Chordata; Actinopteri; Centrarchiformes; Sinipercidae. Gene Ontology annotation, biological process: pancreas development. The record is from RefSeq and is a predicted model, not a curated record.
CCACCUCCACAACGGGCAGACCUCUCUACUCUGCCCCGGUAACCACUGCUGCUACACCCGCUGCAGGAAAGUCAAAUUAGACUCCAGAAGAUAAACACAAGAAACAACUCCGCCGACCUCGUGUUUUGUAGGGUCAGUAGCAGAGGAGUAGUCGGUGUUUCCGAGCAGUGUUUGUGCCGGGACUCACCUCCGUGUGAAGUGGUACAGUCCCGUUAGUCGCAGUCUGUUUGUCCUGUUAGCAGCAGCAGCAGUUUGCGGACAACGAGCACCAACAUGCGGAUAAACUGCACUUCACUAUAAAACGGACUCUAUAAUGAACUUUUACCGGCUGCUUAUUUUACUGGGAGCAUCGGUGUGUGUGUGUGAUGGUGUCCAUGUCACAGUGCGGGAGAAGCAGCGGUUUGCGAUGCUCUUCCAGUCCGUGGUCCUCCCGUGCCAGUACCAAACGGCCUCCACUCAGACCCCGGUGGUGCAGUGGUGGUACAAGUCCUACUGUCGAGACCGCACACGAGAGUCCUUCACCCUGCAGGAGAGUCUGGGCGUCAAGGCCUCAGAGCUGGGUGCCACGUCCCACCUUGAGUGCUCCGACAGCAGCCGCACAGUUCGGGUUGUGGCCUCGGCGCAGGGAGCCUCCAUGACGCUGGCUGAGCACUACAAAGGCCGAGACAUCGCCAUCGUAAACAAAGCAGACCUGCGUAUUGGGGAGCUGCAGUGGGGCGACAGUGGAGUGUACUUCUGUAAAGUCGUCAUUGCUGAUGAUCUGGAGGGGAAGAAUGAGGCCCAGCUGGAGUUACUGGUGCUCGGCAGGACAGGUCAGCAGGACGAUCUCCUACCUGAGUUUGAUGUGGAGAUUAUGCCAGAGUGGGCGUUUGUGGGAUCUGUAGUCCUGGGCAGCAUCUUGUUCCUGUUAUUGUUGGGGAUCUGCUGGUGCCAGUGUUGUCCUCACUCCUGCUGCUGCUAUGUCCGCUGCUGCUGCUGUCCUGACACCUGCUGCUGUCCACGACACUUGUAUGAGGCAGGGAAGAUGGCAAAGAGUGGGCCGCCUGCUCAGCUUCCUGUGUAUCCUUACUACAUUCCUGGUGUGCCUACUGUGGUUCCUCUUGCCCCUUCAUCCCAUGGGGACCCAAAGAUCGCCUCUAUUCCCUCAGUGGAGAAUAACCUGGCUGGAGUGCGCAGUGGUUAUCGACUGAAAGCCAGUCCAGACCAGGACUCAAUGAAAGUUCUGUGCUACAUAGAGAAGGAGCUGGCUCAGUUUCCCUCUGUCAAGAUGGCUGCACACAAACCCAGUAGCCUAUCAGAGCUGAGCUCUCUUCAUGAUGGAGGGAAUACAGACUUCAGACACACCUAUCAGACGGUCCAGAUGACGGCGCUCCCGCCCAUUGCAGACCUGGACGACCAGUCAGUGCUGAGAGCAGCUCCACCUACAAAGAGUCGAAGGCCCAGACGGGACAGAGGCAACUACUCAGACGAUGAGCUGGACAGAAGGUGGAACCCACGCUCAGAGCACCUACAGAGAAAGACGUUGAGCAGAAGAGGGCGCACCGGCUCCCUGGACGAGCUGGAGGAUUUCGCCCGGUCUUUCGGCUCACGUGGUCGUCGGGCAGAGCCUCCAGACCGGGCCUAUGAGCGGGAUUACAGCCCUCCCAGGCAUUUCUACAGAGAUGAAGAUGAUGGAUGGGGCCGCCGCAGCCCCUCACCUUUAUCCCAGAAGAGAAGGGGUACGUGGGACAGUGAUCGCCCCUGUCGACUGCCCCAAAGCAAAGGAUACGACGACGCCUUCCUCAGCAGUGUGCUGGAGAGCAAGGCGAGGGGGCGGGGAGGGGAUAGAGGUGCUGCUAGACUGGACGAAGACAGUGACACUCCCUCUAAAGGCAGCUCCAGAGGAAAGGGCAACGAUAGUUACUACAGCCGGUCGCCUAGCAACCGUCCAGAAGAGGAGGACCCUUUGCCUCCUUACUGUGAGUGGGAGGCGGAGCAGUACCGCAGGGCUGCCCCGACCACAGACCGGUACCGCACUGUAGAACCUCCCAGAUCAGACCGAUACAGGACCACUGAACCAGCCAUGAGGCCUUUCUCUUACACCCGCCCCCACCAGGGAAUGUCCCAAACACUACAGGGGGGCAGAGAGGAGAGAGAUAGGAGCCGAAACCUGAGCACUGCACUGAGCAGGGACUCUCUCAUAGUGUGACAAGGUUUCCCAGCCUCGACCCGCACAGAACUGCCAGUCCAUUCAUUUAAACCAUCCUGUUGCUACGCAGGAGAGGCUAACUGUUCUGCCAUCAGCCACAUGAAGUCUGGCUCGUCUCGCUGAAAUAACUGCACCGAAAAACAGCAGUAGUGGAUGGAAAACACUGAGAAAAGAAUGUGCAGUCGUUUCUGUCAGUAAAGGACGUUUUUCCUCGUGUGCAUGAAUUGUAUGUGGGUAUUUAUGCAUGUGUAGUCUACAGAUGUUAUGUAUGUGAUGUGUGCAUCAGUUUGACGAGUUGAGUGACUGGAUUUACUCAAACCGGUGCCAAGAUGUUUUUUUUAUUGUUAUCUGCCAAAUUCAGAAUAGUCUUUUAUAACACGAAGCAGGACGCCACAGUCUUGUGUUUCCCUACAGACUUCAUACUUCUCACUCAGUACACUGCAACUCAGGUUCACUUUGUAUUUGUGUGUUUGUUUGCUGUUGAUAUUGUACUGUAUGUAAGUACUGUACCUUGAAUUUGUUCCGCCGAUUACGAUUGCACUGCUUAAAUACUUUUUAAAUAAAAAAACUCUUAAGAAAGUC